AUGGGAAGCUCCCCCCCCCCCCCCCCCCCCCCCCCCCCCCCCCCCCCCCCCCCCCCACCCCCCCCCCCCCCCCCCCCCCCCCCCCCCCCCCCCCCCCCCCCCCCCCCCCCCCCCCCCCCCCCCCCCCCCCCCCCCCCCCCCCCCCCCCCCCCCCCCCCCCCCCCCCCCCACCCCCCCCCCCCCCCCCCCCCCCCCCCCCCCCCCCCCCCCCCCCCCCCCCCCCCCCCCCCCCCUCCCCCCCCCCCCCCCCCCCCCCCCCCCCCCCCCCCCCCCCCCCCCCCCCCCCCCCCCCCCCCUCCCCCCCCCCCCCCCCCCCCCCCCCCCCCCCCCCCCCCCCCUCCCCCCCCCCCCCCCCCCCCCCCCCCCCCCCCCCCCCCCCCCCCCCCCCCCCCCCCCCACCCCCCCCCCCCCCCCCCCCCCCCCCCCCCCCCCCCCCCCCCCCCCCCCCCCCCCCCCCCCCCCCCCCCCCCCCCCCCCCCCCCCCCCCCCCCCCCCCCCCCCCCCCCCCCCCCCCCCCCCCCCCCCCCCCCCCCCCCCCCCCCCCCCCCCCCCCCCCCCCCCCCCCCCCCCCCCCCCCCCCCCCCCCCCCCCCCCCCCCCCCCCCCCCCCCCCCCCCCCCCCCCCCCCCCCCCCCCCCCCCCCCCCCCCCCCCCCCCCCCCCCCCCCCCCCCCCCCCCCCCCCCCCCCCCCCCCCCCCCCCCCCCCCCCCCCCCCCCCCCCCCCCCCCCCCCCCCCCCCCCCCCCCCCCCCCCCCCCCCCCCCCCCCCCCCCCCCCCCCCCCCCCCCCCCCCCCCCCCCCCCCCCCCCCCCCCCCCCCCCCCCCCCCCCCCCCCCCCCCCCCCCCCCCCCCCCCCCCCCCCCCCCCCCCCCCCCCCCCCCCCCCCCCCCCCCCCCCCCCCCCCCCCCCCCCCCCCCCCGCCCCCCCCCCCCCCCCCCCCCCCCCCCCCCCCCCCCCCCCCCCCCCCCCCCCCCCCCCCCCCCCCCCCCCCCCCCCCCCCCCCCCCCCCCCCCCCCCCCCCCCCCCCCCCCCCCCCCCCCCCCCCCCCCCCCCCCCCCCCCCCCUCCCCCCCCCCCCCCCCCCCCCCCCCCCCCCCCCCCCCCCCCCCCCCCCCCCCCCCCCCCCCCCCCCCCCCCCCCCCCCCCCCCCCCCCCCCCCCCCCCCCCCCCCCCCCCCCCCCCCCCCCCCCCCCCCCCCCCCCCCCCCCCCCCCCCCCCCCCCCCCCCCCCCCCCCCCCUCCCCCCCCCCCCCCCCCCCCCCCCCCCCCCCCCCCCCCCCCCCCCCCCCCCCCCCCCCCCCCCCCCCCCCCCCCCCCCCCCCCCCCCCCCCCCCCCCCCCCCCCCCCCCCCCCCCCCCCCCCCCCCCCCCCCCCCCCCCCCCCCCCCCCCCCCCCCCCCCCCCCCCCCCCCCCCCCCCCCCCCCCCCCCCCCCCCCCCCCCCCCCCCCCCCCCCCCCCCCCCCCCCCCCCCCCCCCCCCCCCCCCCCCCCCCCCCCCCGCCCCCCCCCCCCCCCCCCCC
Salvelinus sp. IW2-2015 is the source of this 1515-nucleotide messenger RNA. The record is from RefSeq and is a predicted model, not a curated record. Lineage: Eukaryota; Metazoa; Chordata; Actinopteri; Salmoniformes; Salmonidae.